Moneuplotes crassus is the source of this 988-nucleotide messenger RNA. The record is from the annotation of a GenBank genome assembly. NCBI's taxonomy places the organism in Eukaryota, Ciliophora, Spirotrichea, Euplotida, Euplotidae.
UUUGGUAAUAGAAAUUAGAAGAUUUAAAAUUUAGAAAGAGAUAGUCUAGGGAUUCCCUAUUUAUCCUACUAGACAUCUGUUUCAUCAGGAAGAAAUGGAGACUCAGGAUGAAACUUUUUAGCUUGAUGUCGCAUUGCUCUGCUUAUUAGAGCUCCUGUUGCACCCCCAACAGCUGUUCCCGAAGCAGAACCGAUAGCUACACCAGGUAUGUUACCAAAAAUUCCACCACCUAUAGCUCCAAAAAAUCCCAAUGCUGCUGCAACUUUGAGGGGAAGCCAAUUCCAUCUGGAGUUUGUUGCAUUUUCAACUUCUUUAAGAGCAAGUCCUGACUCUUUCGCUACAUUCUGAGCUUCAAAGUUGGCAAUAAGUAGCUUAUUUUUCCCUUUUAAUAGUUGUUUUUCGAUAUCAUGUUGAAUUUCACCUAAAUCUUGGAUCAUGUCAUAGGCUGCUUCAAGGUUUCAUAUUCAUUCUUUAAUUCCUCUACUUCUAGGUCUAUCACUAUGAAAUCAAGUAGAGGAACUGGUGAAGACUCUUCCAAUCGCUCAUAAGGUUGAUCAGGAAUGUAUUUAAUCCCAAUGGAUGAUCUAGGACUUCCAAGAUUUGAAGUGACGCUUUUGUCUGACUCACUCUUGAGACAAGUGGGAAUUCUUCCUUGUCAUUCUUUGAUAAUCUUAUUCUUUAGUAUCUCAAAUUUUCUCACUUGUCUAUGUAACUUCCAGUCGAGUUGAAACUUGUAUUUAUAUACCCUUUUUGGAGGCUUAUUCGGGUGUGUGAAGGCAGUUCACUCAAUUUCACCAAUGUCUGAAAUUGAGUCUUUUGAAAUUUUCUCUUUGAGCUCCUUGUAAAUGCCUUCAAGUUCUGAGAGCAAUCUCUUCGAUAUGGUAGACACGUCGUCUUUGAAGUUCUUUUGAGUAUUUUACUUUUGAUUCAUUAAUUGUUUUAAUAGGCUAUCAAGGUAUUGGACUUUAACCUUUACUUCUUUUUCCAU